Molecule: messenger RNA, 1649 nt
Organism: Chiloscyllium plagiosum (whitespotted bambooshark)
Lineage: Eukaryota; Metazoa; Chordata; Chondrichthyes; Orectolobiformes; Hemiscylliidae
Product: epoxide hydrolase 1-like
Biological process (GO): epoxide metabolic process; arachidonate metabolic process
Molecular function (GO): epoxide hydrolase activity
Source: RefSeq, a predicted model, not a curated record
GUUGGAACAAACAAGUCCAAGUUGCUGACAAAAAGGCUGUGGUUCGUAUCAGAUACUGAUUUUUUUUUGUUGUGAUUCCAGUUUAAACGAGAUAUUCCUAAUUCUGUCUGUAAACUUUGGAGAGCUAAAAGUGAGAUUCCAUCAUGCUUCUCCUCAUUUUCACUGUUGCAGUUGGAAUUCUCCUGUAUUAUUUCUUUUUCCAUGAGAAUUCCAAGACUAUCCCAGAAGGAGAUGGCUGGUGGGGAGCUGGAGAGCGACAGGAUAUCCAGGAUGAUGAAACUAUCCGCCCAUUCACCAUCGAAACAUCUGAGGAGAUGAUCCAGGACCUGCACUAUCGCCUGGACCAUACUCGCUUCACGCCACCAUUAGAGGACAGUAGGUUUCACUACGGUUUUAAUUCCAGCUACCUGAGGAAGGUCGUGUCUUAUUGGAGGAAGGACUACAACUGGAAGAAACAGCUGGAAUUCCUAAACCAGUUCCCACAUUUCAGAACCAGGAUUGAAGGAAUUGAUAUCCACUUUGUCCACGUGAAGCCCCCUCACCUGCCUCAAGGUCAGACUGCCAUUCCACUGAUGAUGAUCCACGGCUGGCCAGGGUCUUUCUAUGAGUUCUACAAGAUCAUCCCUCAGCUGAUUAAUCCAGCCAAUCAUGGUCGGAGUCAGCAGGAAACCUUUGAAGUCAUCUGUCCAUCCAUCCCAGGUUACGGCUUCUCAGAGGCUCCAUGCAAGAAAGGUUUUAACAGCAUCGCUGCAGCUCGUGUGUUUUGCAAGUUAAUGCGGCGCCUGGGGUUUGAUCGGUUCUAUGUGCAGGGAGGAGACUGGGGGUCUCUGAUUGCCACUAACAUGGCCCAAAUGAAGCCAGAGAAUGUGAAAGGAAUCCACUUGAAUUUCUUCCCCAUUUCCAGGAUGGGACUGAAGACACUUCCCUCCCUCUUACUUGGGCAGUAUGCUCCAUCCCUGGUUGGAUUCACCCAGACUGACAUUGAGCGGAUGUACCCGUUUGUUGAAAAGACUGUCUAUGAUCUGCUGAAGGAAUCUGGCUACAUGCACAUUCAGGGCACAAAACCUGACUCCCCAGGUUGUGCUCUGAAUGACUCCCCUGUGGGCUUGGCUGCUUAUAUACUGGAGAAAUUUUCAACAUGGACCAACAAGGAUUUCCGGGAACUUGAAGAUGGAGGACUGACGAGGAAAUUCUCCCUGGAUGAACUUCUGACCAAUGUGAUGAUCUACUGGGUGUCAGGCUCCAUUACCUCCUCCAUGCGCCUGUAUAAAGAGAACCUAGGAAUUAACUUCAGGAAUCGGAUUGAUGCCAAGAUUGGAGUUUAUGUUCCCACUGGAUUGGCUGCAUUUCCCAAUGAGUUGGUGCAUGUCCCAUUGGUCUGGGCCAGGCAGAAAUACAAGAAGAUUGUGACCUUCUCGUACAUGUCCCGUGGGGGACACUUUGCAGCCUUUGAGGAGCCGCAUCUAUUGGCUGAGGAUCUCUGGAAUUUUGUGCAAACUGUGAAAAAGAAUGGCUGAGACUUCCAGUUCCUUGGGUGUUUGAGAAUCUAGUUCCCAUACGAUAGCUCUUCAGAUUCCAAGCUCUGUCUGAUAAGUAAUGUUGGUAAUGUCUGGGAUAUUUGCAAGCUAAUAAAAAUUGAAUCAGUGUUA